This is a messenger RNA of Polyodon spathula (Mississippi paddlefish), 1844 nucleotides long. It is a transcript of the gene tm7sf2, whose product is annotated as transmembrane 7 superfamily member 2. The record is from RefSeq and is a predicted model, not a curated record. Gene Ontology annotation, biological process: sterol biosynthetic process. The transcript is spliced from 11 exons. Gene Ontology annotation, cellular component: endoplasmic reticulum membrane; nuclear inner membrane. Lineage: Eukaryota; Metazoa; Chordata; Actinopteri; Acipenseriformes; Polyodontidae. Bases 374 to 1642 code for a protein of 422 amino acids. Gene Ontology annotation, molecular function: oxidoreductase activity, acting on the CH-CH group of donors, NAD or NADP as acceptor.
GGCUCCUCACUGGACAGUCCCGCACGGCUGCCGGUUCUUGAUUGGCUACGGCUUUACCUGUCCACAGUCUUCUGACGAAGGGAGCCGCUCGCUGAUUGGCGGACGGGUCUCCCUGCCGGUCUGAUCGGGCGUUGCUGCGCAGGCGCGGCUGGUAAACCACGCCCCCCGGCCGAAAUAAAAAAGCAGCGACGCGGAUUUAAAGGGAUAGGCUCGUGUGGGAUUAAAACACCGCCGACAAAUAAGACAGUCUCUGCAGGUCUCUCUGGAUAGGAGCCUCUGCCCGAUGACUCGUUAAUAUUUCAUGUUCUUGAAGUUUGAGCGGAAUUGAAAAGGGCUCCAGACUGCGUGUGGCCGGGAGAACUGACCGAGAGACAUGCCCGAGAAACACAAGGUGCCCCGAACCACGGAGCUGGAGUUUGGAGGGACGCUGGGUGCCCUGUGUCUCCCUGUUCUCCUGCCCCUCACUGUUCUCUACCUCCUUCUCUCCUGCCGCACCCCCGAUGCCAGCCUCCUCCCGCCUCCCCCCCUACCCCCCCUCGCACAGCUCUGGCUCCCCGAGACCCUGCUGCUGCUGCUGGGCUGGGGGGCUCUGCAGGGGGGGCUCUACCACUCCCCAUCGGCCGUUCCAGGGGGGGUGGCUGAGGGAAUGGUCCUCCGAGACGGUUCCAGACUGAAGUACCCGAUCAAUGGGUUCUCUGCCCUCCUGAUCACGGGGGGGAUCUUGUCCGUGGCGCUGCACUGUGGUUUGCCCCUGGGGUAUAUCCACGACCACAUGUUGCCACUGGCUGUGUCUGCCGGGAUCAUCUCCCUGACACUCAGCCUGCUGCUCUACCUGAAAUCACUGUGCGCCCCCGCCAGCGCCAUCGCCCCCGGGGGGAACACAGGGAACCCCCUCUACGAUUUCUUCAUGGGGCAUGAGCUGAACCCCCGAAUCGGCUCCUUCGAUCUGAAAUAUUUCUGUGAGCUGCGACCAGGGCUGAUCGGCUGGGUGCUGAUUAAUCUGGCAAUGCUAAUGAAGGAGGUGGAGCUAAGGGGGAGCCCCUCCCUCGCGAUGAUUCUGGUGAAUGCCUUCCAGUUGCUUUACGUCGUCGAUGCUCUCUGGAACGAGGAGGCAGUGCUGACCACGAUGGAUAUCGUUCAGGACGGGUUUGGUUUCAUGCUGGCGUUCGGAGACCUGGCCUGGGUGCCCUUUACCUACAGCCUGCAGGCUCACUUCCUGGUGACUCACCCGCGAGAACUGAGCGCGCUCGGUGCCACCGCCAUCGCCGCGCUCAACGCGCUCGGAUAUUUCAUCUUCCGCAGAGCAAAUUCGGAGAAAAACCUUUUCCGAAGGGACCCGUCAGCCCCCCGAGUGUCUGGUUUGGAGACGAUCGCCACGGCAACGGGAAAGCGGUUGUUGGUUUCGGGGUGGUGGGGGUUCGUGAGACACCCCAAUUAUUUGGGGGACCUGAUGAUGGCGCUGGCCUGGUCCCUGCCCUGUGGUCUCUCUCACCUGCUCCCCUAUUUCUACGUGCUCUAUUUCGCCGCCCUGCUGGUUCACAGAGAGGCUCGCGACGAGCGCCAGUGCCUCAGGAAGUACGGGCUUGCCUGGGAGCGGUACUGCGAGAGAGUGCCCUAUCGAAUCAUACCCUACCUGUACUGAACCGGGCCAGAACCAGAGGCACCCCGCCCCUGCACUGGACCGGCUCCGUCAUCAUCUGUACUGAACCAGAACCACAGCUGCAAGAUGGACUGAUCCCAGAGCACAGCGUGCAAGAACCAAAAUGAACAAGAACUUAAACAAUUUAUUUGUCACUAUUGUUUUUAUUAUUAUGAUUAUUAUUAAUAAAAAAUACAAAUAUCUA